Letharia columbiana is the source of this 252-nucleotide messenger RNA. RefSeq lists its product as uncharacterized. NCBI's taxonomy places the organism in Eukaryota, Fungi, Ascomycota, Lecanoromycetes, Lecanorales, Parmeliaceae. Gene Ontology annotation, cellular component: U2 snRNP; spliceosomal tri-snRNP complex; catalytic step 2 spliceosome. Gene Ontology annotation, molecular function: RNA binding. The record is from RefSeq and is a predicted model, not a curated record. Bases 1 to 252 code for a protein of 83 amino acids. Gene Ontology annotation, biological process: mRNA splicing, via spliceosome; spliceosomal snRNP assembly. The transcript is spliced from 5 exons.
AUGCCUCAAGCUCAGCCCGAGCUCAAAAAGUACCUCGACAAGCGCCUCUUCGUGCAACUCAACGGCAGCCGAAAAGUCCUCGGAGUCCUGCGCGGUUACGAUGUCUUCCUCAAUAUCGUCCUGGACGAAGCGGUAGAAGAGAAGGCUGGAGGGGAGAAAGUGAGGAUCGGGAUGGUGGUCAUAAGAGGUAAUUCGGUGGUUAUGCUAGAGGCUCUGGAGCGGAUUGGUGGUGGGGAUAGGGAUAGAGGAUGA